AUGACUGCUAAUAUUAAAAGUCAAGGCGAAUGGUAUACAACUGAUUAUGGAGCUUUUGGUGUUGUAAUUCGUGCUACAGAUACAGAAACAGGUAAAUAUGUUGCGAUUAAAAAAAUUUUUCAUCCUUUUCGAAGUCAAAUGUAUGCAAAACGAACUUAUCGAAGGCUUAGACUACUUAUGUAUCUUAAUCAUCCUGAUGCACAAGUUGUACAAUUGUACAAUGUGUUUACACCAGAGAAAAAUAUCGAUGAUUUUCAAACAUUAUAUUUUGUACUUAAUUAUGUUGACUAUGAUCUAUUUCGAGUUAUCAAACGUAAUGUGCCGUUUACAGAAGACCAAAUAAAAUAUAUUAUUUAUUCACUUCUUCGUGGCUUAAAGUUCAUUCAUUCAGCUGGUAUCUUUCAUCGUGAGUUGAAGCCAAGUAAUAUUGGAAUGGAUAAAAAUACAAAUAUCACAGUAAGUUAUUGAAUAAUAAACUAUGCUGAGUAAUCAUCUAAGGCAUUAUUUUCUUUUAUUGCACCAUAAGUGUUUUACCUAAAAAUUCACAUUCUCUCCACCACGUGUACUGUUUAUCUCUUAACUUUGUAAUAUUUUGUUUCGUUCUGUAUGUGUUAUUUUCUCUUCGACGGAGAAUAUUUUGUAAUAAUAAAUACACAGUAUGCAAGAACAUAUGCACAAAGAUCUUGAAGAAUAUAACGAAUAUUCAUUUCAAUAUCAACGAAGUACUUGAAUUGUUUUUCCUCGAUCACAAGUUGGGUGCUAAGAUAGUAUGAUUACACCGAUUGAUGUAUGAUUAGAAGAUAUUAUGGACAAAUGAAUAAAAGAUCUUUGUUUGGUGCCGUAUCUCAACUGACGUGAAUGAAAUCCUAAUAUAUUUAGUUGUUCCAUACUCUAACCGAUAUAGAAGAACUUUCUGAUAAGUAGCAAGAGAAAAAUAGUUCUAUACUUUGUUUGAUCUAUUCAUUUUUAGAACUCCUUCUACGGAUAUAUGUAUCACCAUCUGUGCAAAAUUUCUCAUCCAUAACUUAUAUUCUCGAAGAACAACCAACAAUACAAAUAAUCUUUUGUUUCUAAGAUACACAGUUGUGUAUAUCGAUAAAGAUUCAAAAUGACAGAUUAUAAUCAAGAAAAUCUCGCUUCUAAAUACGUUUCCUCAAUUCAAGAUAGAUGAUGGUGUUGUAAAACUAUUUGAUAUUCGUUUUAAAUUUUGUGAGAUAUUAUUAUCUCAUUUCUAUCGAUAUUUAUUCUUUAUCACCACUCUCAUACUUUUCUAAUUUCCAACUUUUGAUACUAACGAGGGAACCGUUCGAAGUGAUUCAAAGCUUUUAAGCCGAUAUUUUGCCGAUAAGUAGAGUCCAAUGAGAUUAGAAAAAGCCCAAAAGGACAAGGGCCCAUGGGCCUUCCUUCUCG
Messenger RNA from Rotaria sp. Silwood2, 1410 nucleotides. The record is from the annotation of a GenBank genome assembly. NCBI's taxonomy places the organism in Eukaryota, Metazoa, Rotifera, Eurotatoria, Philodinida, Philodinidae.